GAUUCCUCGGCCACGUCCACGCCCGACGUGUCCCCCACUACAUCCCCCACAAAGAAGGAAGCUCCACACCAUCUGCCAAGUCCUCAGUCUUCCCCUGUCCUUCACAGACAAAGAAGUGCAACGAUUGACACCAGCUCACUCAAUCGUUCAGGCCUGCAGCGGGCCAGACAAAGGGACGUCAACCACAACACUACUGCAGGCCCGGUGAAGACAACAUUUGUGGUCUCCUCUAGCAGCCCUCACAGAUCUGACAGUUUGGUGUCCUCAACCUCCAGCUCACAAACUGAGGACAACACUUUGUUAACACCGCAUCUGCGACGAGCCAGCAGCACUAGUUCCUGGAGGACCAACAUCUUUAACAGAGUCUGCACACCCCAGCACUCGUUUGAAAUAGGAGAUGAGAGUCCGCACACUGAUGGCAAGUUACACAGUACUGUGGAGAUCCGAACCAUGUGGAAAAAACUUAUCCUAGAGAGUUUGCUUUUGAUUAGAAUGGAAAAAGAGAAUCACACCAUCCGAGCAAUGCAAGAGAAAGGUGGGGCCACUCUGUCCCACAAGCUGGAGUAUCAAGAGUUAACUCCCUGCCUAAAGGAGAUCACCUGUGUGUGGGAGCAGAUGUUGUCCUUACAUGACGCAGACACAGCCGAGGAGGCAGGACAGAUCUUGAUGGAGAACCAUGGGAAGACUAUCCCUAAAACCAAGCUUCUGGAGUAUGUGAUGAAAGGUGUGCCGCGAACUUUACGAGGUCAAGUCUGGCUACUGCUCAUGCAGCAACAACAGAUUCGAACUGCAGUGCCUGACAAAGCUCAUGAGAGUGCUAACUAUGAGGAUCUGCUCAAACAGUUAACCACUCACCAACAUGCAAUACUGAUAGAUCUUGGUCGCACUUUCCCCAACCACCCGUACUUCUCCAAACCUCUGGGACCUGGUCAGCUGGAGCUGUUCAACCUUCUCAAGGCCUACAGUCUUCUGGACAAGGAAGUUGGCUACUGCCAGGGACUGUCCUUCAUUGUUGGAAUGUUGCUCAUGCAUAUGGAGGAGAUUUCUGCUUUCCAUGUCUUGAAAUAUUUGAUGUAUGACCUUGGCCUUCGUCAACAGUACAGACCAAAUAUGAAAGCACUACAGCUGAAGUUGUACCAGCUCACUCGCCUACUUCAUGACCGCUACAAGGAUGUCUACGAUCACCUUGAGGACCACGAGAUUUCACCUACCCUGUAUGCUGCCCCCUGGUUCCUCACAAUGUUUGCCUCGCAGUUUCCUCUUGGCUUUGUUGCCAGAGUUUUUGACAUGGUGUUUAUACAAGGCAUAGAUGCCCUCUUUAAGGUGGCCUUGACACUCAUAGGUAGUCACCGUGCCCUGAUGCUACAGUGCUCCUCAUUCGAAUCCAUUGUGGAUUUUCUGAAGGUCACGCUGCCAGAAAUGGUGCAGGUGCAGAUGGAGAGAAUCAUUAACCAGGCUUUUGAGCUGGACAUCGACAGGGAGCUACAGGCCUACCAGGUAGAGUACCAGGUGCUCAGUGAAGAGAUGGCCUAUCCUUCCCCACAGCCUCACUACUACUCACAACUUGAGGAAGAGAACCAACGUCAACGUGAACAAGGGGAAGACACACCAUCACCACCCACUCGCAGAAGUACUCCCAGGAAUUCUGCAUUGCUGCAGAGGAGACGAUCCUCAGCUGAUGUUGAACUGAUAUAUCAGCUGGAGAACCAGAACCGGGCACUUAACAACCAGAAUACAGAAAUGUCUGAGAAGCUGCAGGAGGCUCAAUCUGAAAGAAGAAGUUGUGAGCUCAGUCUGGUCACCCAGCAAAUUGAGAUGGACAAACUCAAGUCCCAAAUCCGAGCACUGGAGCUGGAACGUGCAGCUCUGCUGACAACUGUUGCUAAACUGAAGAAACUGGUCCCCCGUGAAGUUCUACAGCGGGCUCGUCCAUCUCUAACAACCGCAUCCUCAGCUGCUCCACAAAGCCCACAUGCUAACAGUCUUGGACAUGCAGAUGACCACACACACAGGGAGCUAAGUACAACUGUCAGUCUGGACUUGUUAGCAAGUGGCCAGAAAUUGUCUUUCCCUGACAUUGAAUCUCAAGCUGGUGAUGAUUCUUCUGUGUGUUUGACAUUUGCAGAUUCAGCAACUUUAAAUACUUCCCAAAUAAAGGAGUUGCAUCAGAGAAAACAAGAGGUAAACCUUGAGAAUUAUAGGGGAAAACUUUCCUCAAGCCAUGAAGUUAUCAAUAAUGAACAUUCUCAAGCCAUUCAUAAACAUCCUUCCUCAGGUCUGACCACAACUACACCACGCUGCACACACACAGCAUCAUCAUCAUCUUCACCAUCAGCACAUUUAUUAAAUCAGGAAGACGUAUAUAAACAAUGGACAAAGCAAUCUAUUGCUGAGCCAUGA
Molecule: messenger RNA, 2400 nt
Organism: Candidula unifasciata
Lineage: Eukaryota; Metazoa; Mollusca; Gastropoda; Stylommatophora; Geomitridae
Source: the annotation of a GenBank genome assembly